GUUUUUCAACUUCCCGGUGACAGAUAAAUUAAAUAUCGAACAACUGUCAUUUCUGCGUAAUGGGCUGUACUUUGUUCCCGGCGCGCUUUUCGUUGACAUUGGCUACCGUUUGUUUGGAUUGUUAAUUUGUUGUGUUUAGCGCCGGUACUAAUUUAGUUGCAACACUAUCCGCACUAGCAGGAAGUCGGAUUCAAAUUGGACCAUGAGUGAAACGAAAGUAGUAUUAAACAGUGCCAACGAUUUACUACUGCUCGGGGAUGCUAUCCGUGAUGUACCGCUAAAGGAAAUAGCACAGACCUCCCUCAAAGGACUUCGGCGCCAGGAAAGCGACGUCGAUUUGUACGAGUUUCUGUUCACCAACAUCAUUCAUCAGUUCGACCCGAGAGAGUUCGAAGAGGAAAUUUCAUGUGCCAUUCUACCAGAAUUGGUUUGCUUUCUAGAGAAGAUUCAAUCGGAAGUGCAAUCGAACGGGCUUUCGGUUUUCUUCGUGGAGAAUAUUACCAUUUUACUAAAAGUUGCCGACGUGUUGUUGAAGCUUGCCGAGUAUCUAACCGAAAAGGAAGAACAAUGUCAGUUGCUUCGAUCGCUGGUAAUAUUUCCCGAAUAUCUUCUACGGUGCUACACGAUCGUUCGAAAAAAUUAUACCACCAUGGCUCACGAGUCCGAAGCACUCGAAGCAAUGAAGUCACUUUAUGCCGUUUGCAAGAAGCUUUUGAUGGCCUUUCUGGACCUGUUGUACCCACGGGAUGCAUCCGGACGUAAUUGUAACUACUUUCGUGCGAUAGAUCACGACAAAGAAUACGAUUGCUUGGAGAAAGUUUGCAUCCUGUUGGCCAAUGUAGGUAACGAAAUCAGCCCUAUCGAUUCACUGCUUGCCAGCGACGUGUGGAAAGCAAUCGUGAAGCUUUGCACCGAUCACGCGGAAGAGUCCUUUCUUUGCAGUAGAACUGCGUGGCUUGGUGAGAUUCUAACAAUUCUGAACAACGGCAUCAACGCCUCAUUCUUGGAUGUACGAACCAAAAAUGAGCUCACGAAACAGAGCACGAUCGCAUUAAAGUUGAAUGCAUUCUUCCUUCGGGUGAUGUUAAAGAUAUUGAUGCUUUCAAAGCAACACGCCGGAGUGUGUGCUUUGACCUCUGUUAUACGGACUUUGCUCGAAGUGAAGUCUUGCCUGCGGCUGAAAACGAUCUGCAACGAUUUGGCAGCGAGCGUUGAACAGUAUCUGCACCUCGGUUACAUGGCUAUCGUGGAAAAUUCCUUCCGCACAGAACCGUUUGCAAAGGCAUUAUCCCAGUACGAUUGUAAAACGCAGGAAGAAAUUCAUUCCUUUUACCAUCUGAUGAUGCACAUCGUCACACAACUAGUUUCGAAUGCAAAAGAUAACGUCCUACUAUCGCUGUACUGCAAACGAUACCAUCUCUUGCAGCAUGUGUGCAGCUUGUUAAAACGAUCUGAUUCAUUGUUCUACGACAACGGUACGCUGUACAAACAAUUGCUUGUGCGCUGCUCAGCACUCGUCCUCAUGGGUGUACGCUUGAAAGAUCGAACAGGACAGAAGAUGGUUGAAGAAGUGCUCGUUCGCAUGGUGCUCCAAGAGCAUUACUACACGGCUUUGUUCGGGAUCGAUCUAUGGUCGAUAUAUGUUCGCUACCAUUCCGCCCAGCUAAUGUACAAUUACUUCAUUUUCUGGAAGAAAAUUAACGAUCACUACUCGAUCUUUACUAGCCGCCCGAAACAGGUGCACGUUCGGCAGCUACUGCGCAAUCUCUUCGUGUUUCUUCCGGUCACGCAUAAGGAAAAGCUUCUCGCCACUUUCCCUGCAACCGAUGGCAAACACGAUCGGUUGUGGGCCGCGUUGUGCCCAUUGCCAGCAGAUAUCGAUGAAUCUAAAAGGAAACAGUUUAUGGGAUGUUUAGAAAAGCGAUUAUUGCAAGCAAUCAAGGCACGGCAACAAGCCCCUGGAAAUUUAAGGAUUUUCUACGAAGUGCUAGGAUUACUCUCGAUCACCGGCAUGGCAAUGAGUUCGAUUGAAGGCUCAACAACUUCUCUUUGGAUCUCCCAGUUGAAGUGGAGUGAGAUCGUGAAAACAUCUUCCGCAAGCUGUAUCUUCGAUAGUCUCGAACGAAACGGUCCAAGCUUGUCUCUAGGUGCAGUGCUAAACUGCACGAAUGCAUCUGCUCUAGUGGAAGCGAAACCAUUUGUAAAGUAUCAGCUUGCAAAGCUAAUCAAUACUCAUCCUAAAUCGUCUAUCAAUGUGCAGAGUUUGCUUGAAGUGCUCCUAAAAGACAAUGUACCAUUCGUAAAGGCAUUUGCUUUUCAUGUGUUAUGCAAACUAAAGGACAACCAGAUACCUACUGCGCAUCAGCUUCUGAACAAACAGCCUUCCCUUCAAUCACAGCUAAGCCGGUGGCACAGCAAUAACUCUACAAAGUUGCAACCGUUAAAAGCUGGAAGUCGUUCCAGGGGGCAAACACUGUCUGUUGUUAAGCAUCGCUGUCAACGGACCGGAGACACAGUGGACUCGUCCGAAUCAUUAGAUAGCUUAAUGCUUACUAUUAACAGCAAAGUGAAUGAACUGUUUCCCGAUGAAGAUGAUGAGCUCAUUCAGGAUAUUGAUGUGGACAUGUUUGAGAACGAUAGCUCACAAAGCAAGAAGCGCAAAUUUGAUGCAACAAUCGAAGAUCAUGCUGAUGGUGCAUCGGAGAUCAACCACUGCUUGAAGGAGCUACAGAGCCAAACGGUGCGUUUGGAAUGUCUAAUUUCCACACAACGCUUACAAACACCGCAGAAAGGAAAGCUGCAGAGCAUAAUAACCGCACUGAGCAGCGUAUUGGACAUUUGAUAGAAGCCCAGGAGAAUUGUAAUAAGUGAUCAGUUUGUGUUACAAAGCAACAUAAACGGGUAUUAAUAGGCUGAUUUGCAGGUAAGUUGUAUAA
This is a messenger RNA of Anopheles funestus (African malaria mosquito), 2936 nucleotides long. RefSeq lists its product as uncharacterized. The coding region runs from base 203 to 2842 and encodes 879 amino acids. Lineage: Eukaryota; Metazoa; Arthropoda; Insecta; Diptera; Culicidae. The record is from RefSeq and is a predicted model, not a curated record. The transcript has 5 exons.